AUGGACUCUAAGCCCAUGCUUUUUCACAACAACCUCCGCAGGCUUGCCCGCACGCUGAUCGAUGCCAGGCACCCCACUGCCUCACAGACUGCACAGUUUGUUGAGAACCUCGAGCGUCACAUCAAGACGACCUACGAGGGCGUCACCGGGCUGUCCAGUGAGGACCGUCGCAGGUGCAUUGACAUUGCGACAGAGAACAUGUGGCUGCUGCGCUACCUCGAGCUCUACACGCAGACCAACGCGGCGCGCUUCAAGCGCUCGACGCACGACUACGUCGGGCGCUUGCUCAACCUCUCCUUGGACGUUGUCUUCUAG
This is a messenger RNA of Guillardia theta CCMP2712, 315 nucleotides long. RefSeq lists its product as hypothetical. The coding region runs from base 1 to 315 and encodes 104 amino acids. The transcript has a single exon. Lineage: Eukaryota; Cryptophyceae; Pyrenomonadales; Geminigeraceae. The record is from RefSeq and is a predicted model, not a curated record.